UGUGUCUAAAUAUGUAAAGGGUGUAAAGCCAAAAGUUAAGUGAAUUGAAGCUAAUAGUGAGGGAAGCUAAUAGUGGCCUGUAAAGUGAGAAACCUUUAGGAGAAUCAGAGUGUGGAUUAUGGGAUGGAGCUGGAUGGGUGUUCCUCCUUUUUUCCAAAUACAUUUUUUACAAGCAUCAACUAAAUUGUAUUACAAAUGCUUUAAAUAGUUUGUAAAUUCACCAUCAUUUACAGCUUGUCCACAUCCCUGACCACAAACAGGAAGUAGGAGCCAAUAUUUGCAUGUCUCCUGCCUGCAGCUCUGUUUGCCAGUUCUCUUUGUCCAAGAACCGAUUCUUGUUUCUCUCAGGAUGAAAUCUGUGUUCACAUCAGAUGGAAACUUUUACCUGUUUGAAUAUUCAAAUUCUGACAUAUAAGGGGCUCACUGCAGUCUUUUCUAUUGGAGCAGAUCAGAGGGUUCAUCAUCACAGACCAGACAUCACCUACGACGUUCAGGGUUGAAGUUAAAGAAGAGUUUGAGUGGACAAAGAAAAGAUGCCGUGGAGUCUGAUCCUGAUCCCUCUGAUGGGUCGGUUUUGUUUCAUUAAAUGUUACAUGUAUGAAUAUAAAUACAUUAAGUUUGAUAUGACUUGGACUGAAGCUCAGGAAUACUGCAGGAAGAAUCACACUGAUUUGGCUACAGUGACCAACAUGACUGAUGUGAAGAGACUUAACCAAACAGCAAAGCAAAGACCAGCCUGGAUUGGUUUGAAAAACCACACAAACAGCAACAAGAUCUGGCACUGGUCUCUACCUGGACUGAGCUUCAAUAAUAAUGAGACACACUGGAGAUGGGGUGAACCAAAUAAUGAUGGAAGUGAGCUGUGUGUGUUAUUAAAGAAAAACUUGACCUGGGUUGAUGAUCCAUGCAACAACAACCAGCGUUUUAUCUGCUACAAUGAAACUAACGCAUCUCAGAAUUUCCAUCUCAUUGAGACGCCUCUAAACUGGACCAACGCUCAGCGAUACUGCAGAGAGAAUCACACAGACCUGAUCAGUGGACUACAGCAGCUGGAUCAGUUAAACCAAACCUGGAAUGACAGUAUGAAGGAGAAGCUGGCCAUAACCAUUACUCAUGUUUUCAUUGGUCUGUUCAGUGAUGCGUGGGCGUGGUCUGAUGAGAGCAGCUUCUCAUUCAGAAACUGGGAUCAACAGAGAUACAAGGAUAAUGGACAGCAUGGGUGUGCUGUUUUAACAGAUAACGGCAUGUGGAACACAAAUGACUGUGGACAAACAAUACCUUUCAUUUGUUAUGAAGAUCAUGUGAUCCUGAUCAAUGAGAGCAGGACCUGGGAGGAGGCCUUAUACUACUGCAGACAUCAUUAUAAUGACCUGGUCACCAUCACUAACCUGGAUGAUCAGAGAUGGGUUCAGGAGAAAACCAAGAAUGCUACAACUCCUUAUGUGUGGACGGGACUGCGCUACACCUGCACUCUGGGGUUCUGGUUCUGGGUCAGUGAUGAGGUGGUCCGCUACAAGAACUGGGCCUCACCUGAACAGGUGAAUGAGUGUGACAUGUCAGGAGCCAUGGAGACAGGAGGAGAACACAAGUGGGUCAAGAAACAUGAUGAGGAGAAGUUCAACUUUUUCUGUUCUAAGUAAAAAACUGAUCACUUAGUACAGUUCCCUUCAUUUAUUACGAGUUUGUUGGGGUUUAGUGUAGUUUGUUGUGCAACUUGCUAGUUUUGGAUCUUUGAGUUAAAACUUUGUGAUUUGGCGAUGGUUAUGACAUAAAUAAUGCAUUGUGUUGAUUUGUUUGCAAAAGUUUUUCUUGCGUAGUUCUGUGUCUUCAUGACUGAAUGUGUUUAUCGUACGAUUAACAUCUUUCGUUUUGUGAUCAAGAUUCAAUACUUGUAUUAUGGACAUGUUUUUGAAGACUGGACUGAUGUUUUUUUUUCUCUAUUUCGCCAUUGUUGGCCUCUACUUGUCAUGGGGCAGUGGGCCCUCAAGACAAAACUGGCCAACUCGGACACGCUUUGCCUUCAGCCUUAAACUCCUUCUUUCUAUGAGAAUCUAUUCUGGCUCAGGGACACCAUCAGGAAUACCAGUGGAAUGAUACACCAUGCUGAACCUUUGAGACUUCCAGAUGGAAAACAGGAAGAAGAGAAGGAAGGACUGUCAUGGAAAUUAUACAUUUCAUUAUGUCUCAUCCUCUGAGUCUUGUUUUCUUAUUGUCAGAACACCCUGACCACAAUGUGUAAACAUUUUGAUUUCAUUAGAACAUCUUGUUCAUAUUAGAUAUGGCAUUUACGCUCCCGUCUGGAAGCUCCUGAUUAACUGCUGAUUGUAUGACUGUAUAAAAUGUGAACGUCCUUCAUCACAGAUCAGAGCUCUGCAGACCUCUCCGCCAUGCUCGCCAGCGUGUACUUUUCUCUUCUCUGUUUAAUAAACUUUCAUGAAA
Oryzias melastigma (Indian medaka) is the source of this 2439-nucleotide messenger RNA. RefSeq names its product C-type mannose receptor 2-like. NCBI's taxonomy places the organism in Eukaryota, Metazoa, Chordata, Actinopteri, Beloniformes, Adrianichthyidae. The transcript is spliced from 5 exons. The coding region runs from base 534 to 1640 and encodes 368 amino acids. The record is from RefSeq and is a predicted model, not a curated record.